Neltuma alba is the source of this 3027-nucleotide messenger RNA. RefSeq lists its product as uncharacterized. The record is from RefSeq and is a predicted model, not a curated record. The coding region runs from base 499 to 2592 and encodes 697 amino acids. The transcript has 8 exons. Lineage: Eukaryota; Viridiplantae; Streptophyta; Magnoliopsida; Fabales; Fabaceae.
AGGAAAAAGAAUAUAAAAGUGAAAUCAAGUUCAAUUCAACGCAGCUCACCAACAUCCCAGCUAUUUAUGUCUUAAUUUCCCCGGAAAAUAAUAUUCGAACCCGAAAUCCGCGUGAUUUCAACAUUAGCAUGUGAGGCUGGACACAAGUUGUCCUCUUAACCGCCGCGGUUGCUUCCCGGCGCUCCAUCGCCGGUCCAGAUCCCUCUGGCUCCCACACGCUGGCCGGUGCUAGCUCUGUUUCCAAUUAAUUAUAUAUAUAUAUAUAUUAAAUGCUUAUGCAUAAUUUAUUGAAAACUUCCAAGCACAUUCACUUUUCUAUUCCACUUUCACAUUCACACAAUUAAAAUCUUUCUCCGUCUUCCUUCACAUCACACUCUUCUCUCAUCCAAUCUUCACCGUCACAUCACGAUAACCUGCGAACUUUCUGCAAAAUGGGCUUGUAGUUACUGCACUUGUUUAGUUCGCAGAGAAAGAGAGGCUGUGUCUUACAAUGAGAGUAUGGUUCAGCAAAGACAAUCAGGGAUGGAGAGGAUUGGCAUUCGGGGAAGCCACGAUCUGCACGAUGCAAACGGCGCGGCGGAUCACGUGACCAUUGGGGUUUAUGCGCCGGCGCAUAAGCAGCCGCGGCUCCGGCGAUCUGUGCGAUCCGACUGGACCCGCAAGCUAACGGCGGGGCUUAUUUUGGUGUUCCUAUUCCUCGCGCUUGGCGUCACUGUCAUAGCGUACUAUUACCUCUCUCUAGACGACGAACUAAACAGAGAUGGUGAUGAGAGUGAUGAUUUGAAGAAUGAUUCUGAUUUUCUCAUAAAUGUGCCACGAAUAGAGAGGAGCAGAGUCCUUGAGUUUGGGAAUGUUUCAGUGGGUCAUGGCCGAGAUUCAAGGUAUUGGGAUAGAGAUGAUAGGCGAAGGGAUGGAGAUUACAAUGAAGAUGUGGUGGAGCAAAUCAGCAAGGGUGAAAAUAUUGAUAAAAGUAGUGCUACUGAUAAGAUGAAUGGCAAUAUAAGGUCUUCAAAUGGUGAUUCUCGCAAGGAUUCAGAUAAAAGAGGUGUUGGCUUGUAUAAUGAAGCAGGGCGUCAUGAAUUGAAAAAGUAUGAAGCAGAAUAUGAGGCCUCUUUGAAGAAUGCAGUAGACUUAACUGAGAAUAAUGACAAAAUGUCUAAUGAUGCUGGUAAAGAAAAGAUGAAUUCAUUAAUUGAUGUUGAUGAUGAGUAUGAUGACUUCUCUGAUUCUCAGGAUACUGGAAUGGAAGACUAUGGGGACAGUAGAAAUACUGGGUUGAAGCAUUCUAAUUCUAACAUGCUAAAAUUUGACAAUGAAAUUCAUGGAGAAUCUCUUCAUUUUUCUGAUCAUGGAAUUAAGGAUGAUAUUCUUUCUGACAUUGCUGAGGGAAACAUUUCCUUAAACAGAAAAACCUCCCAUCCCGUGAAAGGAAAUUCUCAACAAGUUGGUCAUGAAGAUGGACAAUUGAUGAAAAAAGAAACAAAGAAAAAACGCAAACGCCGCAAGUUUUCAGGAUCUUGUGAGAUUAAGCUGUUAAACUCAACAUCACAACUUGUUGAGCCUUUGGAAAGUCGGAAAUUUGUCAGAUUUAACUUGCAGUAUACAGAAAGAGAAGAGAAGCCUUUGGGAGAUGAACAAUGGGUGCCCAGAUUUGGAGGGCAUCAAAGCUUAGAAGAGAGGGAAAAGUCAUUUUUGGCUCAGGAUCAAAAUAUCAAGUGCGGCUUUGUCAAAGGUCCAGAAGGUCCGCGAAGCACUGGGUUUGACUUGUCAGAAGAUGAUGCAAAUUACAUUAGCAGAUGCCAUAUUGCAGUUAUCUCAUGCAUUUUUGGAAAUUCUGAUCGCUUGAGGACACCAGCUACUAAAGCGGUCACUCGAGUGUCGAGGAAAAAUGUCUGCUUUGUAAUGUUUAUCGAUGAAGUUACCCUGCGAACACUUGUGUCUGAUGGUCAUGAGCCUGACAGAAUGGGUUUCAUUGGAUUCUGGAAAUUGGUGGUAGUGAAGAAUCUACCCUAUGAUGACAUGCGGAGAGUGGGAAAAAUACCUAAAUUGUUGCCACAUCGGCUUUUUCCUUCUGCAAGGUAUUCAAUCUGGUUGGACAGCAAAUUGCGUCUCCAGCUUGACCCCUUGCUUAUCUUGGAAAACUAUUUGUGGAGAAAAGGAUACGAAUUUGCUAUAUCCAAUCACUAUGAUCGGCAUUGUGUUUGGGAAGAGGUUGCACGAAACAAGAAAUUGAACAAGUACAAUCAUACUUUGAUAGAUCAACAAUUUGCAUUUUAUCAGGCUGAUGGACUGAAAAGAUUUAAUGCAUCUGAUCCAAAUAAGCUUCUCCCCAGCAAUGUACCUGAAGGUUCCUUUAUCAUCAGGGCACACACUCCAAUGACUAAUUUGUUCUCCUGUCUUUGGUUCAAUGAAGUUGACCGGUUUACUCCUCGUGAUCAGCUAAGUUUUGCAUACACUUACCAGAAGCUGAGAAGGAUGAACCCUGAUAAACCUUUUCAUCUUAACAUGUUCAAGGACUGUGAGAGGAGACACAUGGCCAAACUAUUUCAUCACAGAGUGGAUGAAAAACGUCGACAAAAAGCCACGGAGUAAAGCUGUCCAUACGCUGAAGUUUCAGCCACAUAAUUUAGUGACUCGAUGGUACAGCACAGGUGUUUCCAAGAGGAGCUGACUGUUGGUAGCCAUACCACACACGAUUAUCAGAAUUUUUUGGUAUGCUUUUUAUAUUUUUAAUAUAUAUAUAUUUUCUGUAUCAAUUCAUUACAGUAAAUUCAUUUCUUCCUCUGGGAAGUAAAGAGAACCUCAAAAUGACCUCCUGUCCAUCACCCACAGCAGCUCCUAGUCAUUCUCUCUUUCAUAAUUCUGGGAUUGCUUUGUUGUUGUAUGUAGAAAAUUUUGAUAUGAUAGGUCAUUCAUCCUCUUGUCAGGAAUCAGACUUGUAUGAUUCUUUUCUCACUGAUUUAUCAAUCAACUAUUCUUUAUAUUUUCAUGGUAACGACUUAUAAAUAUUUAUUUUGUUCCUCUGGA